Molecule: messenger RNA, 2562 nt
Organism: Acanthoscelides obtectus
Lineage: Eukaryota; Metazoa; Arthropoda; Insecta; Coleoptera; Chrysomelidae
Source: the annotation of a GenBank genome assembly
GUUUCUCAUAUAACGUUGCAGCAAUAACGAUGGUGUCAAGGCAAUACCUCGUAUCUCCAUUUUUUGAUAAAUUUGAAUUACCCGCUAUAGACAAAGAGCUAGAGAGCAUGAUAGUGCUGAACAAUCAAACGGUUCCUUUUUGGCUUGCAUUUACCCAUAAUUCCCGCUCAAAUUCGUGCAAUACCUCGUAUCUCUAAAAAUAUGGCGUCUUCUGUAGAGUGGUUAUGUGAUGUUGAUGCUUUAACGCAGAAAAAUAAGAUCAAAAAUUGCAAGAUGCGUGGCAAAAAAAUAUUGGAAAUGUGCCAAGCUGCGUCCUUGUCAAGCACAAAUAUUUCUCCAACUCAAGAGCAGCAAACUAUGGAUUUUGAAAAAUUAAUAGACCAAGCAGAGAUGGUAUUCGAUAAUACAGACAAUAAUGUGGAUAGCAGAGAAAAUUUAGAGGAACCACGUAGUCCUAAAUUCAGAUUUUCUCGAACUACAGAAUAGCACUAUAUCACACGCUUUCGAACUAGCAGUAGCCGGAAAUCUGAACGAUGGUUCUCCUACUACAAGUAUGCCUGAAAAUUGAGACACCAACCAACAUAAAAUAGUGCCAUUUUCUGUACAGAAUGUAAUCCAUGACAUCAGCCUAGAUGCUAUAAAUAAUCACUCAGUAAUAGGUUCCUCAAGUGUGUUUGCCGAUCAAAAUGGUGUUUUAGAAGAGACAGGGGUACAGUGGGAUAUCAUUUCCGCUGAAGAUACACCUAUUCAUAUAAAUCAAAUUUCAAUGUGUCAUUCCAACAGAAGCUCUUCGGCAGUGGAAGACGUAGGAACAAAUCCACCAAUUAUCAUCAACAAUAAUUUCAGUUCACAGUCUGGGUCCAAACGUAAAAGAAAUAAGGAACUUAGAAUGAAGGGUAUGGUUUAUACAGGAUUUAGGCGACCACGAAAUAAAAAAGAACGUUUCAAGAUAUAGAAAGAGAAGAGCGGAAACAAGGCGAAAGGUGUAACUCAGAAACCUGUAAGAACAGCUCAAAAAGAAAAUGUAAUGAAAUCAGAGAAGAAGCACGAAAAGAAAUUUUUACAGCUUUUUGGAAGAACCUGAGUUGGGACCAAAGGAAGGUAUAUGUCUGCAACCUUGUUUCAAGACAGGAGACGUCUAGAAAAACAAAAGAUGAAAAUUCUCGACGUUCCUGCUCCCUAUAUUAUAGCUUGAAUGUUGGUGAUAAGCUUAUACCCGUCUGUAAAAAAAUGUUUUUGGGAACUCUGGGGCUUGGGGAAUGGAGUGUAAAGAGCUGGGUGGAGACAUCGCAUUACGGUAGACCUUCCAGUGGAGCAGAAACUAACAGUCGUAGAUUACCCAGAAAAUCCCAAAAUGAUUCAUUUAUAACAACAUUUCUAGAAAAAUUGCCAAAGCUUCCUAGUCACUAUUGUCGCAAAGACACUACAAAGUUGUACCUUGAACAUGAGUUUUCUAGUUACUCAGACUUAUAUAAAGCUUUCGUGAAUUAUUCAAAAACACAAAACACAGCACCAGCCAGUAGAAAUACAUUAAUAAAGUGGGUACAUAAAAAGAAUAUUGGUAUAUUCAAGCCUCGCAAGGAUCGGUGUGAUACAUGUGUACAGUAUGAAUCUCAAAAUCUAAGCCUAGAAGACUGGGAACAACAUAGAACAGACAAAGAGAGAGCUCAAAAAGAAAAAAAUGAUGAUAAAGAAAAAGCAAUGCAGUCUGUCAUGUUAUUACAGUAGAUCUGCAAGCCGUUAAAACUUGUCCUUAUUUACAAGCGAGUUCGCUUUUCUUUAAAACUAAGCUUGUAUGCCAUAAUUUUACUGUAUACGAUCUAGCUACAAAUCAAUGUACUUGCUAUUGGUUCACUGAGCUGGACGCAGAUCUUCAAGCGUCCACGUUUGCAUCACUUCUUGUAGACUAUUUAACAAAAAAGUAUCUUCAAAAUGCAGCCCACAUAAGACCAAUAAUAAUUUAUUCUGAUGGUUGCACAUAUCAGAAUAGAAACAGUACCAUGGCAAAUGCUCUGCUUAGUCUAUCACGCCAAUAUAAUGUGCAAAUAACUCGAAAGUUCUUGAUUAAAGGUCAUUCUCAAAUGGAAUGUGAUAGUGUUCAUGCUGUUAUUGAAAGAAAGCUAAAAAAUAAGAACAUCGAAAUACCAAUAUCGUCUUACUGGAGAAGCGCGUCAAAACCCAUUUCCUUAUGAAGUCGUAACUCCAGAUUUUACUUUUUUCAAAAACUAUAGUGCCGAUUUGGUCUACUAUUCAAUCCGCCCUGGUAAAAAAUCCAAUGAUCCGACAGUCACGCAGAUAAGGGCACUGCAGUAUGAACAAGGCUUGAUAACAUACAAAAUUAAUUUCGACCAAGAGUUUGCAGAAUUACCUCAUCGUCCAAGAAGGACCCCAAACGACAUAAACCAAUUUCUCCAAUUGUUUGAGCACAAACUGCCAAUUGCAAAGAAGAAAUACGAUCAUUUACAAGAAAUAAAAACCAAAAUUUGUCAAAAUUAUUGGCCAUUUUAUGACAGUUUACCUUUCAAAUAGGUUUUUGUUAUUUUUAUAUUUCCUUGUUUCCUG